This is a messenger RNA of Cooperia oncophora, 303 nucleotides long. Lineage: Eukaryota; Metazoa; Nematoda; Chromadorea; Rhabditida; Trichostrongylidae. The record is from the annotation of a GenBank genome assembly.
AUGGAUGACAUUUUCCUUUGUCCUCGUGUUCGAUGUCAAAAUCCUGCGUCAAAAAGUAGUUCUACCUCGACGUUGGCCACGUGUGCUGCGUGCGGCUUCUGUUUCUGUGUGAAAUGUCGUCGUGCCUACCAUGGCGUGAAUCCUUGUCGAGCCUUCGUCGUCGCUGUAUCGCGAAUGGUUGAGAACGAGGAUGGUACGAUGACGUUCAAGAAGAUCAGCGUCGACGAGUAUUUGGCUGCGACGGAUGACCAACGCAAAGAGAUGGCGUGGUGGUAUGGAGGUGUCGAGAAACUCGAGGUAUAG